This is a messenger RNA of Leishmania braziliensis MHOM/BR/75/M2904, 1227 nucleotides long. RefSeq lists its product as hypothetical. The record is from RefSeq and is a predicted model, not a curated record. The coding region runs from base 1 to 1227 and encodes 408 amino acids. The transcript has a single exon. NCBI's taxonomy places the organism in Eukaryota, Euglenozoa, Kinetoplastea, Trypanosomatida, Trypanosomatidae.
AUGGCAGCCGACGGCACUUGCACUCGUGUGUCAGGGAUGCCGGGCUACUCCUCUGGAUGUCGUCACCCUGGGCCAAGUGUGAACCUCUCAGGGCGAACCAAUGACAGUCGUGUCUUGCAGUUGGGCCUGAUGGAGCCGUCCACAGACGAGCACAGCAACGCCGACUCAAGCCCGAUCGCAAGGGAGGGCGAGGAUGCAAGCGGUCUGUACGCGGUGGCGACGGCGUUGAACGCGUUGGAGGCAAGUCGGCAGCCUCUCCGAACGCUGGAGCAAAUUUCCGCGGCCCUCGCCGCGUGUGCACCAUACCUCCCUCUCCGUGUGGAGGUGGAGCCUGAUCUGAGCAGUACGAUGUUAAUUCCUACUGUUGACACGGAGGCAACGCCUGCCAAAGCAGACUUGGCAUCGAAGCAGCCGGCGACCAUCUCCACCCCGCCCGCAGUCCCGCUCGACAUCCAUAUUUUGGGUCCAUUGCUACCGUGCCGGACGCCACAGGCACUGCGGACAUUGGAAGACAUUCUUCUGGAGGACUGCGAAGGCAGUCGACUGCCCUUUUGUGCGCUGCACUGUGCAGACUUGGAUCUGCGACGAGUAAGAGUGGGCGAAGACAGCGAUUACGCUCCUUCCACCAUUGCCGCGUCCGUGCAGCGAGCGCCGAGCGAUCCAUCUCUUGACCUGCUUGUGUCUCCCACGACGGAGGCGUACUCGAGUUGCACCGCGACUGUGUCACAAGUGCUAGCUUUCCUGAAACAUCUUGUUGCCGCACGCGCUGCUCAGCUCACCACACUACACUUCACGCGGUGCUACGUUGUGCCGCAUGACCUGGGUCAGUCGAUCCCGCUGCCGCUAGCCACAGUGCGACGGCUGCGGUUUGAACACUGCUCACUCACUCCCGCCCAUGUUGGCGCGCUCUUAGAGCUCGCGCGGCAGCAGGAUGCGGUGGCGUCAUCGAAGCUUGCAGAGGCAUGCGGCGUUAUUGGCCUGUCGUCUCACCGAAGCCGAUCGUUUGGUGCUCUCGAGGAACUGCAGCUUAGCGGAUCUCUAACGUCUGAAUGCAUCGCCGAGCUGCUAGACUACGUGGAGGAGCAGCAGCAAUACCGGAAAGCGGACGGCGAGGCGAUCGCCUUACGUGCACUGUGCGUUCCGUCGUCAGUGGUGCGAACGACGAGAACUCACCCGUUCGUACAGGCCAACGGCAGCCGAAUUAGCGUGUGGAGUGUCUGCGUGUAG